CCAUACCAACAAAUAUUGAGAUCAAGAAUACGGUCACUGUCUAUCGUAAAAGGCGACUAAAAGGGGGAUGUAACGUAAGAGGACAUAACUGAUGUAAAAAUACCUGUAUCAGAGAGUGAGAAACGGUGUUAAAAGUAAGCGAAUGAAAUGAUCUUAAAAUCGAGAAAAAUGUGUACCGAAUGUAACGUCGUACAGGGGCAUAUAGACUUGAUAUCUUUUACAAACACCGUCUCUCGGAUGAUUGUUGGGAAAUUCCUUGAAAAAAGGUAGACAGCACCCGAAGGAAAACCUUUAAUCAACGAAUGAACAUGAAGGAUUGUUCGAAAGUGGCACUAGUUACCAAAGGGUAACCUACUUACUAGCGUGAUCGUUUUAUAGACGUAGAUACGCGCGGAGAUGAAAGAAGAGGUGAAGAAAUGAAUUGUCAACAUAGCGUUUCAGAGUAUACGUUUAAAAAGGAGAAUCAAGCGUAAUGAAGUGGGAGAGAUCCCGCGGGGAAACGAUCAUUAUCAUCGUAGCGACUGAUGAUAAAUCGUAUAGAAACGUUGUCGGUAUAACAUGUACUUAUGUACGUGAAUCGGUCGUCGGUGUUGCGCCGGUUUCUGAAAACGAAAAAUUGACGUUUGUGUUGGACAGCCUUACGUAAUACAUAGUACACGAAGAGAACUAAUUGAUAAGGUCUAUUAAUCUUAGGAUCUGAGUAGUGCUCGAUUUUAUAAAUCCAAUGAGUACUUAAAGAAGCACAUAUAAGUUAUUGUUUGAAGACCACGCGGCCAUAGCUCGUCGGGAAGUGAUUGAACGGGAAGCGAAUUUUGAACACGGUGGAUAUACAGAUUUCUGUUAUUCUUUAACGCGUAAUCAUGAGUAACGAUGACAAAGAAUUGAAGGAGGUUGUGCUUCGUGAUCUGGAGCCGGUUUUGCAUCAGAAAAUCGACAAUAAAUUUACUAUCGAGAAUUUCACGACCAAAUCGUUGUUACCGCCCGGGGAGAAUUAUGGAAGCUCGAUUUUCAGUGUCCAUGUCGAAUUGAAGAAUGAGAAAACUGGAAAAAAGGAGGAACUUGAGCUGAUCGCGAAGAUGGUACCACCGACCGAGUUCCAGAGACGUUUAUUCAACAGCUCUCGUACAUUUAUGAAAGAGAUCUUUAUGUACGACACCAUCAUCCCGGCGUACAAUAAACUGGAACUCGAGUGCGGGUUCAGGGAGAGCGAAUUGUUCGACAUUGCAGCGAAAUUUUAUGGAUCCAGGUUGUCGUCGCAGCCGGGUACCGAUUUCGACGACAACGCGGUUAUUCUGAUGGAUAAUUUGAAGGUCAAGGGUUAUUACACCGGUGAUAGAUCUAAAGGUUACGACUUAGAACACGCGGAAAUGACAGUGAAAGCAUUAGCGAGAUUCCACGCUUUAGGAAUAGCUACCAAGAUAAAGAAGCCUGGUAUUUUCGAGGUGUUCAAGAUGUACGCAAAAUCAUUGCCCGGUGAGAGCGUCGGUGGAAGCAUGUUUAAAUUGAUCUUGAGCAAAAUAAAGGAGGAUCCGGAAAUGAAUCCGUAUUUCGAUAAAUGUUACAAAAUCUUUACGGAAGUGACGAUAGAUAAUAUCUGGAACGACACUCUUCGUGAACCAUGGACGACCAUCAUUCAUUCGGACUUCUGGGUGAACAACGUGAUGUUUCGUCGGAACGAGAAGGGCGCUGUCGAUGACGUGAAAUUCAUCGACUUUCAAAUAUACCUAUACGGUAGUCCGAUACGCGAUUUAUUGUUUUUCUUGUUCUCGAGCGUGGAACUGGAGGUAACUGACGAAGAAAUAGAGAAUCUAAUGGAUGAGUAUUACGUAGCGUUCAUAAAGACGUUAGAGAAAAUGGGAUGUAAAACUGACGUUUUCACCAAGGAGGGAUUCAAAGAGAAAAUGCACGAGGAUGCCGAGCGUGAAUUCGUACAUUUGUGCUUCAUGGUAAAGAUACUCACGUUGAGCGUGAGUGACAUUGAUGAUUUCAAUUAUGAUAAAAUGCAAAACGUUUUGAAUGAAUACAAAGGUAACGAUUUGUUCAUCGAACGGCUACGCAGAGUGGUGUUAUCUUUCGUUAAACGUAAUUGGAUCUAAAUAAACCGUUAGAAUACGAUA
Osmia bicornis bicornis is the source of this 2117-nucleotide messenger RNA. RefSeq lists its product as uncharacterized. The transcript is spliced from 2 exons. The record is from RefSeq and is a predicted model, not a curated record. Bases 861 to 2096 code for a protein of 411 amino acids. NCBI's taxonomy places the organism in Eukaryota, Metazoa, Arthropoda, Insecta, Hymenoptera, Megachilidae.